Messenger RNA from Paralichthys olivaceus (Japanese flounder), 1584 nucleotides. It is a transcript of the gene th2, whose product is annotated as tyrosine hydroxylase 2. Gene Ontology annotation, molecular function: iron ion binding; tyrosine 3-monooxygenase activity. NCBI's taxonomy places the organism in Eukaryota, Metazoa, Chordata, Actinopteri, Pleuronectiformes, Paralichthyidae. Gene Ontology annotation, cellular component: axon; perikaryon; cytoplasm. The record is from RefSeq and is a predicted model, not a curated record. Gene Ontology annotation, biological process: dopamine biosynthetic process from tyrosine.
AUGAAGACGGAGGGCGGGGUGCAGGCGGCUCCGUUCAGCGGGAGGAAGCAGAGUCUGAUCGAGGAUGCUCGCCGGGAGCGCAGCAGCGGCUCCUCGGGCUCCCCGGGGCCCUCCAGGUCCGGGGACGGCUCCGUGUUCGAGGAGAAGGACGGCAGGGUGACGGUGAACGUCCUGUUCGCGCUCAGCAGCGACAAAAAUGCAGGAUUCUUCAAAACUGGAAAAAUAUUCGAGACGUUUGAAGCAAAACUUCUCCACAUCGAGAGUCGACCUGGGAGGAAGUCAAAGAACAGCACGACGGACCUGGAGUUUUUCAUCAAAUGUGAAGUUCACAGCUCCGACCUGGACGUUUUCAUCAACUCCCUGAAGAAAGUGGCUGACGACGUUCGCUUCAUACCAGAGGAAAAAGUUCCCUGGUUUCCUCGAGUGAUAAAAGACCUGGACAGAUGCAACAUGUUAAUCACCAAAUUUGAUCCGGACAUGGAUCAGGAUCAUCCGGGAUUCAGUGAUCCAGAAUACAGGAAGAGGCGAGCCGUUAUCUCCGAGCUCGCUUUCAGAUACAAACAGGGAGACCCGCUGCCCCCUGUGGAGUACACAGCAGAGGAGGUCUCCACAUGGAGGGAGGUUUACCAGCAGCUGAGGAGCAUCUACCCGAGUCUGGCCUGUCGUCAGUUCCUGGACGGUCUGCAGCAGCUGGAGAAAGAGUGCGGCUACGGAGGGGAUCGCAUCCCUCAGCUCAGAGAGGUGUCCGCCUUCCUGAAAGAGAAGUCAGGUUUCCAGCUGCGUCCGGUCGCCGGCCUGUUGUCCGCCAGAGACUUCCUCGCCAGUUUGGCCUUCAGGGUGUUUCAGUGCACUCAGUACAUCCGACACUCCUCGGCACCCAUGCACUCCCCCGAGCCAGACUGCUGCCAUGAGCUACUCGGUCAUAUUCCCAUGCUGUUGGAUAAAGAGUUUGCUCAGUUUUCUCAGGAGAUUGGACUCGCCUCGCUUGGAGCUUCAGAUGAGGACAUAGAGAAACUGUCAACGUUGUACUGGUUCACUGUGGAAUUUGGCCUGUGCAAACAGAAUGGAACAGUGAAGGCUUACGGCGCUGGACUGCUGUCUUCCUACGGAGAGCUCGUUUACGCUCUGUCUAAUGAGCCAGAGUACAAGCCGUUCAACCCGGAGGAGACGGCGCUGCAGCCGUACCAGGACCAAACCUACCAGCCGGUUUACUUUGUGUCUGAGAACUUCGAGGAUGCAAAGAUAAAGUUGAGGAGAUACUCUACAACCAUCAAGCGCCCCUUCGCAGUUCGCUACGACCCGUUUACCUGCAGCGUGGAGGUUCUGGAUCAGCCCGGCAAGAUCCAAAAGGCUCUGAGCCAGAUGAGAGAAGACCUGAAGACCCUGCACGGCGCCCUGGACAAGCUCGGCUCAUCUUAGGACCAGGAAGAGACUUUCUGCAGGGACGAGACACACGGACACUCGCAAGCAAAUGGAUGGAUGUUUGGUUUUAACGUUAUAUAUGGGAUCACAUAUUAAAAUCACACUGUAGUCAGGUUUGUGAGGUUCCAACGGGGCCAUUUAUUUGUGUGUAUAAUGACUUGU